Messenger RNA from Leguminivora glycinivorella, 2196 nucleotides. Its product is annotated as CWF19-like protein 2 homolog. NCBI's taxonomy places the organism in Eukaryota, Metazoa, Arthropoda, Insecta, Lepidoptera, Tortricidae. Gene Ontology annotation, biological process: mRNA splicing, via spliceosome. Bases 117 to 2189 code for a protein of 690 amino acids. The transcript has 5 exons. Gene Ontology annotation, cellular component: post-mRNA release spliceosomal complex. The record is from RefSeq and is a predicted model, not a curated record.
UGUAGUGACGAUGUAUGAAGCAUUUAAAGCAGGGAUUUAAAGAAUAGAAGAGAAGAUAUUCAAAAGAAUAUUUUUAAACUUGUAUUUAAAUUAACUAGCAAUAUUUGAGUUCGAAAAUGAAAGAAAAAGGGAAGAAAGAUAAACACAAAAAGAAAAGUAAACAUAAGGAUAAACGGGAGCGAAGACGUCACAGCUCUACUAGUUCCAGCAGCUCUAGUGAGGACGAAUGGGUGGAAAAACAACCCGAACCUAAGCAAAGUAAUGCUGAACGAGAAGAUUGGAUGGCCAUGACAGGUAUGAUGAAAACAUACACUAAAGACGAUAUAAGGAAGCCUAAACAAGAGGAGAAAAAACACAUAGACUCGUAUAACCCCGCAACUAGCAGUAGAGAACUCAAUCCCUAUUGGAAAGAUGGUGGUGGAGGCUUACCACAAACUCCUGAGAGUUUCCGCAAAUCUAAACCAUUUCUCAAACCUGAAUCAUUUGAAGAUCUAUAUUCUAGAUCUUCUAGUUCAAAAGAAUCUUAUACAGAUACAGAUUACAAAAGAAAAAGUAGGAGUUAUAGUAGCUCUUACAGUCACAAGUCUGGUGGUUGGAGGAAAGAUUCCAAAAAAGAUGAACAUAGAGAGUCAAAAGAAGACAAUAUAAGUAGCUCAAGAGAGGACAGUAGAGGGGAUUCUAAAGACAAUUGCAGGAGGGACUCAAAAGACGACUACAGGAGGGAUUUAAGAGAUGACUACAGAAAAGAGUCAAGGGAUGACUACAGAAAAGAUUCAAGGGAUAGAAAUCUCAAUAGAAGGGAUGAAAGGGAUAGAAGAGAUGACAAUAGAAGGGAUGAAAGGGAAAGACGAGAUGACAACAGAAGGGAUAGAAGAGGUGAUAUGGAAAACAGGAUGGAUUUAAGAGAUCAAUCCCCUGAACGCAGAGAUAUAGAAUUAAAACCAACCACAACAAAUGAUGUAGAAUCAGAGCAAAAUUCCAAAAAGGAUUUGCUGUAUUUAAGUGAUGAGAAGCUGAACAAGUUAGCUGCAAAAAUUGUAAAAGCAGAAAUUAUGGGAAACACAGCUUUAGUAACUGAACUUAAAGCUAAACUUGAAGCAGCUAGAGAAUACAGGAAACAGAAUCCAGAUGCAGGCAAAGAGGAGGAGGAUGACAGAGUAAUGCUGAUGUCAACAAACAGUAUGGGUAAUAGUAGACCUUUGUCUAAAGGGUCAGGUGGGGAUCCAAGAAGUAAAGGUGGGAAGAGAAAGGCUGAAACACAUGCUUCUGGAGAAAGAACUAAGUACUUUGGCAAUGAUGACAAGUAUAAUCUUAAGCAAAUGUUCCAAGAAGAGAAAUAUGGUGACAAUUUCAAUGAAGAUGCAGAACUCGCUAACAUUGCAGCCAAACACAAGAAUCCAAAUGAUGACCUUGAAGACAUAUUCACUGAUGAGAUAUCCAAAAACAGGAAUGAAGCUAAGGACAGUGAGAGAGAGAAACAGAGAGCCAUUCAACAGCAUAGUAAAAUGGAGAGGUCUCUAGAAGGAUGUGAAUAUUGUCUGGAUUCUAAGAACAUGUUGAAACAUCUUAUGGUGAGCUGCGGGACUAAGGUGUACUUGGCACUGCCUUCUAGGAAGUCGCUGGUAAAGGGGCAAUGUAUUAUCACUACAAUUCAGCAUUCUACAUGUGUUACUGCUGUUGAUGAAGAUGUUUGGGAGGAAAUCAUGAAUUACAGACAAGCUCUCACCAAAUUCUUCAAUUCUCAAGACAAGGAUGUUGUAUUCUUUGAAACAGCAACAAGACUGCAUAAAUUCCCACAUUUGGUUAUUAAUUGCAUACCAUUGCCAAGAGAUGUAGGGGACAUGGCUUCAAUCUAUUUCAAGAAAGCUCUUCUAGAAUGUGAAGCAGAAUGGUCUGUCAAUAAGAAAGUUGUGGAAUUAAAGGGGAAAAAUAUAAGGAAAGGUGUUCCUAAAGGGCUUCCAUAUUUUUGGGUUGAUUUUGCCAUGGAUCCUGGCUUUGCCCAUGUUAUUGAAGAUCAACAACUGUUUCCCAAAAAUUUUGCUGAGGAAAUAAUUGGGGGUAUUCUAGACCUGGACCACUACUUAUGGAAAAAUCCGAAAAGGGAACAAAGUAACGAACAAAGGCAAAAAGUGCUAGAAUUCUCAAGAGAAUGGAAACCAUUUGAUGUAGUUAGUAAGAAUAAAGUGUGAAAGAACA